Molecule: messenger RNA, 4816 nt
Organism: Jaculus jaculus (lesser Egyptian jerboa)
Lineage: Eukaryota; Metazoa; Chordata; Mammalia; Rodentia; Dipodidae
Gene: Alx4
Product: ALX homeobox 4
Exons: 4
Coding region: 1-1218 (405 amino acids)
Biological process (GO): regulation of transcription by RNA polymerase II
Molecular function (GO): RNA polymerase II transcription regulatory region sequence-specific DNA binding; DNA-binding transcription activator activity, RNA polymerase II-specific
Source: RefSeq, a predicted model, not a curated record
AUGAACUCCGAGACUUGCGUGUCUUACUGCGAGUCGCCGGCCGCUGCCAUGGACGCUUACUACAGCCCGGUUUCGCAGAGUCGAGAAAGUUCGUCGCCUUUCCGGGGCUUCCCCGGAGGUGACAAGUUCGGAACCACUUUCCUGUCGGCCGCCGCCAAAGGACAGGGAUUUGGAGAGGCCAAGAGCCGGGCCCGUUACGGCGGCGGCGGCGCCGGGCAGCAGGACCUGGCGGCACCCCUGGAGAGCGGCGCCGGGGCGCGGGGCUCCUUUAACAAGUUCCAGCCGCCGCCGCCGCCGCCGACCCCGCAGCCGCCCCAGCCGCCGCCGCCCGCGCCGCAGCCGCAUCUCUACUUGCAGCGAGGCGCCUGCAAGACGCCCCCGGACGGCAGCCUCAAGCUCCCGGAGGGCAGCGGCGGCCACAGCGCGGCCUUGCAGGUCCCCUGCUACGCCAAAGAGAGCAACCUGGGUGAGCCAGAGUUGCCCCCGGAUUCUGAGCCAGUGGGCAUGGACAGCAGCUACCUCAGUGUGAAGGAGGCCGGGGCUAAGGGGCCCCAAGACCGGGCCAGCGCCGACCUCCCAAGCCCACUGGAGAAGGCCGACUCGGAGAGCAACAAGGGCAAGAAGCGGCGGAACCGCACCACCUUCACCAGUUACCAGUUGGAGGAGCUGGAGAAGGUCUUCCAGAAAACACACUACCCCGAUGUGUACGCCCGGGAGCAGCUGGCCAUGAGGACCGACCUCACCGAGGCCCGCGUGCAGGUCUGGUUCCAGAACCGCAGGGCCAAGUGGAGGAAGAGGGAGCGCUUUGGGCAGAUGCAGCAGGUUCGGACCCACUUCUCUACAGCCUACGAGCUGCCGCUCCUCACCCGAGCUGAGAACUAUGCCCAGAUUCAGAACCCGUCCUGGAUCGGCAACAACGGGGCUGCCUCACCAGUGCCAGCCUGUGUGGUCCCUUGCGACCCGGUGCCCGCCUGCAUGUCCCCUCAUGCCCACCCGCCUGGCUCUGGGGCCAGCAGCGUCUCCGACUUCUUGAGUGUCUCUGGGGCUGGAAGUCACGUGGGCCAGACACACAUGGGCAGCCUGUUUGGAGCAGCUGGCCUCGGCCCAGGCCUCAACGGCUAUGAGCUGAAUGGUGAGCCGGACCGCAAGACCUCGAGCAUCGCGGCCCUGCGCAUGAAGGCCAAGGAGCACAGUGCGGCCAUCUCCUGGGCCACAUGACAGGCUCCCUGCUGCCCGCGCCGGUGCCCUCCCCAUCCUUGGGGCCCUGGCCACACCCCUGCUUUCCAGGCCUCCAGCCUCCCAUUCGACUCUCCUGUUAGGAACCUGGCCUGGCCCAGGGGCCUGGCCCUCAGCACUUUCAGCCACCCCGAGUCUGAGGCCCUGUGGACUGCUGGGAGGGAGGGGCAGCAGGCCCCUGUCUCUCCCAGGACUGAGGUCAUGACCCCUGCUCCUAGCCAAAGGCAGUGGAGAAAGCCAAGUGGCCACGUGUGUAGCUUUGGGUUAUAUAAACUGAGGCCUUGUUUCCCCCUCCUGCUCUUCCACCCACCCUUGUGACUUGAGUCUAACUUAGGUUUCUUACCACAUCAGUACUCCAGUCUUGCCCACCCUUCCUUUCUCUGUGGGGUCUCCUGUGGCUCUGUGUCUGAGGGGCAGGCCACCAUGUAGAAUCAGUUCCUGUCCUUUUUUCCUUCUUAAACACACAUGGAAUCCCACCUCCUAGACCCAAGGUAUGUGAUGAGCCUUGUGACCAUGGCCUAGCUGUCCCUCAUGAUGGACACACAUUGGGGAGGGGUCAGAGCUAAAGGGCUCUGCUGCCGUCCACCUGGAAGGAUGAUCAGGCCUGAGGAGAUGUGGAGCAGCUCUUGCACUCUGGCUCUGACAGACACGGGGCGGGGGGCAUGCCAGAUGUGCUGGAAGCUGAGGCUACCCCCCACCACACACACACACACACACACACACACACACACCCCUCCAUGGCCACCAGAAGCCAGAAGCAGAGAUGAUUUCGGAAUGACGUGGAUGACAGGGAGGGUCUGGUGGACCUAUGCUCUCCAUCAGUUAGCUGCAGUCUCCUCAGGGCCAGGUCCUCUCCAGGAGGAACUGUUUGUUCCUUCCUCACCCUACCCUGGUCCCUCACUGGGGCUACUGAGCGGUGUCCUGGGACAGACGUCAUAAUCUAUGGCAUAGAGCCAUGGCUUAAGGGCUCAAAAACCAAGGACGUGUCCUGCUCAACUCCCAGGCGGGAUGACCCUUGCACACACAGACCCAUGAUUCUCCCUGCCACUCUGGGGCAGCAUCACACCUGCCAGAACCUUCCAGGCAGAGUGGGCAGGGCUUCAUGCUCCUCUAGGCUGAGGAGAGAGCAUGCUUCUCUGUGGCCCUGCACGCACUCUUAGUUCUUGGAGAGGAUGGCUUUGACCCCAGGGGCUGGAGUCUCUGUUUCCACAGGCCUCUGGAAGGGCCCCCAGCUAGGUUUCACCGGUCCUCCUGCUCCAUGGCAGUAGACUGUCCUGAAGCCAGUUCUCUGCCUGCAGGAAAGGUCUAUCUCCCAGACUCGACUCUAAGCUCCCCACUUGCAUGAGAGCUGGCUGCACAGAAUUGCCCUUGAGGCAGGACUCCUCAGCAGGUCACCUUGUCCUGCAGAAAUAAACUGACACAUUCUUCCUUCUGCCUUGAUGCCUACCAGAGAGGCAGGCCAGGCCCACGAAGCCAGUCUUAUACAGAGAAUGGUCUGUUAGGCUGAGCAGAGAGAAAGCCUACUACUUAGGACUGAGAGACCCUGCCUUGGAGCUGCCCUAGGUCUUGGUGAGUGAGGGAAGUCAGAGUUCCCUACUCCCAUGCCCUCAUUUGUUCUGGAAAGUAGCCUGGGGAGAUGGUUCAGGCCUGGCCUCUCAUAAGAGUCAGACCUUCAGAAACCAUAGCUCUCUGAUAGAGCUUAGGGAGGCAAAAAGGGGGGGGGGACUUGGACAUUUAAUUUGAUGUCCCCAAAGGCUUGGCUGGAAUGUUUCAGAUGUCUGGGAAUCUGGGUGUGUCUUAGGAGGUCUCCAGCCCUGAGUUCCACUGAACUAACCCAUGAUUCCCAGCAUCUGACAGGAAGGAAGAAGUUAAGGUUGGGAAUGGUUCCUUGAAGUCCUCCACUGGCCUCGUGGCUGGAAGACAUGCUACCAUGUCUGAGAGAAGCAAUUUAAGAUCACCAGGACAGCUCUAGAUGAAGAAGGGAAAGAGCUGUUAGUGGAUUUGGGGAGGGGGCUCUAGGCAAGUAGCUCCUCUGUGUCUAUAUUCUGGCCAGGGUAGACCAAGUCAGGUAAAUUUCAACCCAGAAACUGAAAAGCCUCUACUAGAAGGGUCAGUCGGUGGCUCAGCAUGGAUAAGUAAAGGAGCUCGCCCUCAUAUCUUCAGAGGUCGCUGUUUGUCCCCAGGUGAUCCCAAGGGCCUUCACUUCAGCAGGAUCCUGAGGCAGCUGAAGCUGCUCAGGGCUCCCACGGCACUACCCUCUCACCUCGGCAGCAGCCAGGCUCCUGGUCUAUUCCCAGCCGGGUCUGCCAUAUCCCUUAGGGUGCCAGGCGGGUUGCAGAGCUCUCCACAGCAGCCUGGCCUUCCAGGGCUCACGAGGUACAGGUGGGUGAGAGGAGACUCUACCUGUUGCGUGGUCACUGCUGAGAGAAGCAAGCAUUGCCUUUGGCUGUUUGCCUGUUGCCAUUGCAAACAUGGCUGCUUACUAACAAGGCAGUGGGGAGCUACAGCUCAGUGUAGCCUCCCAGCCUUGGCAGGCUCGAGUGCUCCAGGGAGCACAGUCAUCUCUAGAGGCUCAUUCCUCCCAGGGCACAAGGGCUGAGGCUUGGGGGACAGACAGGCAUGUCUCAAAGUCUCUCCUUGAAGUGCUUUAAUUCUACUUGAACCUCAGUUCUCAUGAUUGGCUCCACCUUUGCCAAGCAGGAGGGCUGCAGAGAAGGAUUCCCCAGUACACUGCGGUGCCCACAGUGGACCUUGGGUGGGUGGACAAAGGCACAUUUCACUGGAGACCACCAUUUAUUUCUCCUUGCACCAUUGCUCACUCUAUGCCAUUCUUGGGGAGACCUGAGGAUUUAAAGAGCAUCCAGGUCUAUGGGGUGUCCCUGACUCUUAGUUUGCAGAGACAAAUAGGCUCAGCUGUGGCAAGGUGGCAGGCAGGGUGCUAAUCCUGGACCGUCCAUUUAGAGAGAGAAGACGGGAUUUUGCUAGUUCGCACUAGAACCACUUAGCUGCCAGGUUGCCACAGGGAGGUAUUCCCACGGGACAGUAUUUCCCACCCAUCCCGCUCCUUUCUUCGCCCUUCACUCACACGUAGAGCUAGGCCUUUAUACUACUGAUUCUGAAGGACAGUUUUCUAUGUCUGAUAACCUGUUUGGGUGUGCAGUGUUUGGAAAAGAGCUAAGUGCGAGAAGGAACAUGAACCUCAACAAGUAUGUGCUGUUGUCAUUGUAAGAUAACUUAGCCUUGUAUAAAAUGCGGUUUUUCCUUUAGCUUAAUGGCCUGGGGGUGGAAUAUUCAAAGUAUAUAUAUUAAAGUACAUUAAAAAUUCAGAAAAGUAAAAAAAAUUAAGUUGGUUCCAUAAAGUUUGACUGCCUAUACCACCAUGUAACUACAUUAUAGCAAAAUAUUAAAAGAAAUGUCCGUGCCUUUUAAAGUAAGUUAUUGCACUUACACCGUUGGGGGGAGAGGAGGACUUAUGGGAGAAGGGGACUUAGGGACCGAAGAGCGGAGGCAGCGGAUGCUCCCAGCAUCCCCUUCGUCGGGCACAGCCCAGACUGCUUGGUUGUUGUUGUUUGCAAUAAAC